This is a messenger RNA of Calypte anna (Anna's hummingbird), 490 nucleotides long. RefSeq names its product cAMP-dependent protein kinase inhibitor alpha-like. Gene Ontology annotation, cellular component: nucleus; cytoplasm. Gene Ontology annotation, molecular function: cAMP-dependent protein kinase inhibitor activity. Gene Ontology annotation, biological process: negative regulation of cAMP-dependent protein kinase activity. The record is from RefSeq and is a predicted model, not a curated record. NCBI's taxonomy places the organism in Eukaryota, Metazoa, Chordata, Aves, Apodiformes, Trochilidae.
CAGACCAGGUACCGCCGUUAGCCCCAGCAGAACCCAGCCGGGGUCAGCACGGAGCCUGCGCUCAAGAACUUGGGGACCUUGGUUCGUCCUGCACUGGAGAGCGACUCCCAGGGGGACACCGGGUUAGCAUGACCGAGGUAGAACCCGUGCUGGACUUCGCCUCCUCCGGGAGAACCGGCCGCAGGAACGCCCUGCCCGACAUCCUGGGCUCGCCGGCCGGGGUCAACCCCUCUGACCUGCCCCUCAAGCUGGCAGAGAUGUCCCUGAGCGCAGGAAGCGCCCAGGAGCUGCAAUCCCCCUCGGCAGAGUGCCCCCCCCCGCAGCCCCCUAGCCCCGAGCUGAAGGACACGUCCUAACCCCGCUGCCAGAGGGGACAGUGCUAAGCAGCGGAGGGGACAGGAACCCGCGGAGCUUCAGCCCGUAGCCCGCCGCGUUUUUCCUCGGUGCUACCGCGGAGGGACCUUGGGUGUGGGGGGGUCACCCUCCAUCC